Molecule: messenger RNA, 5874 nt
Organism: Durusdinium trenchii
Lineage: Eukaryota; Dinophyceae; Suessiales; Symbiodiniaceae
Source: the annotation of a GenBank genome assembly
GACUUGGAGAGGAUUCCCAGCACAAUUUCUGUCGUGAGACUCUGUGCAUUUGUGUGCAGCAUGCGACACUUUGUGAUCAGCUUGUUGGUGCCAUUGGUGGCGGCGCAGACGUGCUUGGACGAUGCGAUCCCGGAGGCGGAGUGGAAGAACCUGGAGAAUGCCAAUGGAGAAUCAUAUCCGCUCGGGAUUUGGAUCGCCAACUAUGCGGCUUCCUUUGCAGCGAAUGAAAUGGUCCGAACCCUUAUCCAGGAGGUCUUUGGCUUCAAGACCACCAGCGGCCUGGGCGCCGGCACCGUGACCGGCUUCUACGCCAUCACCGGAUGCGCCGAUCCAACGGCCCUCGACGCCGCCGGCCGCAACUGCGGCAAUGGCAACGCAACCAAAUUUCACGUGCACAUGGAGAGUUGGAAGGAUGGCUACCCAUUGGUGUUUGCUGGCCUUGAGAGGGACUACCCCGCAAUGGCGCCGAGGAACUUGGGGAACAUGGGCUACAACGGCGACGCCACCGGCUUCAUCCCCAAGCCGGUGCAACAGGCAGCAUAUGCGAACGAGGGCUUGGCAUUGCAGUACUACAGGAAUUGGAACGCAUCCUGGUUCGAUCCAGCGAAGUACUUCGAUACCAUCGACAUGAUCGAUGGCUCCGCCUUGCUCCGCCCCUGCAGCGAGACGCUGAUUGGUGAUGAUGAAACGAUUCGGCACUACUUGGAUCGCACGGGCGACACGGCUGGUGUCAUCUACGACUCCGUGGCAGACAAAUAUUCUGGUGUUUGCACGCAGAGCUAUUACUGGAUCGCGCCCUCGUGCCGGGCGAAUACAUCGAAGUGUGUCCCCUGGGUGACGGGAGGAGUUGGCUGGGCCUUGCACGAGAUGUUGCAGAAAUGCACGAUCCUGUCUGUGCCGUUGGCUUUGGCGGUGGCCAAGGACUGGACGGCCUACACGCAGUAUCCAUUUGUGCAUCCGAAGUCCUACUUCUAUUGGUGGGUUCCCGAUCCCACCUUCCUGGAAUUGCAGCCGCUGUCGCUGGUUUUUCCUCCCUAUGAUGGCCGGGGUUGGAGCCGCGGAGACUAUACCUCAGCCGGCAACGCCGUCUCCAUCGACAAGCUGGUGAGCAAGGACAUCAGCAUCUUGGCGCCCAACGUGGAAAGCUUCGUGAAGAACAUCGUCAUCUCCCUGGCCCAAAUGGACCAGAUGCUUCUGGACCAAAAGAACACUGGGGAUUCCUGGUUCAACACGACCUGCCGCUGGCUCCGCGCCAACGACGCCACAUGGCGCGCUUGGAUCCCGGAUGAGAGCCAAUGCUUCCCGGGCUUCGGUCUCUAUGACUCCGUGGCCAAGGAGUAUGUAGGGCAACGGGUGAACGCGACGAACAAGAUCGUUUGUCAGGCCUGCCCUUCCGGCACCUUCUCCCAAGCGAUGAGCGACAAUACCGGCGACACCUACACGUGCGUGCCAUGCGGCAAGGGGACCAGCCAAGCGUCUGGUGCCUCCACCUUCUGCAAUGCUUGCAAACAAGGUGAGUACCAGGAUGAGAUGGGUCAGAGCACUUGCAAGCGCUGUGCCCUUGGCGCCUACCAGGACGAGUUUGGUGCUGAGAUCUGCAAGGUGUGCCCCCUCGCGACGACCACUUUGGGUUUGGGAUCUGUUGCAAUGACCGAUUGCGGCUGUCAGCUGAACAACAUCAACAUGCAAUUGUCAGGUGCCUUUGAUUGCCAACCCUGCAGCGAGGGUCUGACGUGCCCCAAGCUCUCACAGCUGGCCGACUUGAAGAGUGGCUCCAGCAGCCUGGGCUCCGAGUUUACCCCGACGGUGGUGGAAGGCUAUUACAGCACGGCGGUGGCGCCCACCGAGGUCUUCCGUUGCAGCAGCGUGAAAGCCUGCCCGGGCGGCACGCCCAACUCCUGCGGUGGCGGCCUCGUUGGCACCCCCUGCGACGAGUGCAACCCAGGCCAGACUUGGAACGGAAGUGAGUGCAAAGAGUGCGAAGUGUGGCGUCAAAUCCUUUGGGUGCUGGCGGUGCUGUGCAUCUUUGUGUUCCUCACUCUGGCAUACUACCUCACCUCCAGCAAGGUCACCGCGAAGGCCACCGUCUUGUUCGCCACCACGGCCUCCUUCGGCAUGUUGGUGAUGUCCAUGCAGAACCUGGGUCUCAUCGGCAUGAUGACCGUCGAAUGGCCUGUCGACAUCAAGGGAAUCUUCAGCGUUUGUCAAUUUCUCCUCCUUGACAUCGACAGCUACGGCUUCAGCUGCAUCGCAGGCCAAAACGCUCCAGUGCGCUACUUGCUGAGUGCCUUGAUCUUCCCCAUCGGUGUGGCUUGGCUGGCUCUUUGCUGGUCCAUUGCCCGGGUCCUUCCCACGAAGUGGCGCUGGGAUGGAUCCAAAGUGGUGAGUACCAUGGGCGCCUUCCUGCAGGUGGGUUUCAGUACCAUGUCUGCGACCUCCUUGGCUCCAAUGAUGUGCUACAAGCACCCCAAUGGCCUGAGGAGCAUUUUGAAGUAUCCUGGAGUGAUUUGCGGAUCCGAUGAGCAUACAUCCAUGCUGGUCAUUGGUUGGCUCUUGCUCUCCAUCUUCGUCUUGGGCUUCGUCGCCUUGUGCACCUUUGCCGUGACCAGGGUGCCCAGCUGGAGUGCCACCCGGAAGGACCACUUGGUGGCCUGCGUGCGCUUCUUGGUCUUCCGCUUCCGUCUCGACUCCUGGUGGUUCGGCGUGCCACUGCUGUGCCGCGGACCCCUGCUCUCCUUGCCGGUGGUUUUGGCCACGGACUAUCCUCCGGUGCAGAUCAUCGUCAUCGCCGUGAUCUUGGCUGGCUUCAUGGUCACUCAGAUGUUGUCCUGGCCUUGGAAGGUGCCCAUGUUGAACCUGACUGAUGCGAUCAUCUCCUUCUGCGUCGUCUUGCUCGUCACCACCUCCAGCUUACACCUCCCUGCGAUCGAAGGCCCCAUGGCCCAGUUUGCGGAGGCCGUCUCGACCACCAUGUUGAGCGGCAUCGGCGUCGCGCUGGGCAUCAUGGUCUUAAUGACCGGCAGUGCCUUGAUCUACCGCAGCGCGCUGGGCGGCAAGAAGGAGCUGCGGGCGUUCAACCUGGGUGCGGUUCCAUCGUCGGACAAGCUGGCGAAGAAGGUGAAGGACCUGGCGACGGAGUUGGAGAAGAUGGAAGUGAAGGAGCUGUCGCAAGCGACGCUCGUCCCCGGUCCGCGGCGGACGACGGAGCUCCAGAGAGCGGCGGACGACGCGUGGUGGUUCUUUUCCGUGAAAGCUCUGAGGCUGGCGAGCUUGGCGGUCUUUGACAUGAACAAGGUCACCACCUGCAUCACGCUCUUGGCCACUGAGGUCGCACCACCUGCCGAAGAUGCGGUCACCUACAAGUUCAAUCCGUCUCCCGGGUCGCACCAUCUUUCACGACGUCGAGAGGGCAAGCCCAGUGAAGAAGAAGUGGACAACAACCAGCCAAUGCAGGGCAGCCCAGACAUCCGUCGGCCCGGUGUUCCCGAGCCCUCGGACAAGGGGAACAACCAGAGCCCUGGAGCCCCACAGGGUGGCACCAGAGGAGGAGGAGCGGAAAUCUUCCUGGAUUUGAGCGCGCUUCGGGUGUGGUUGCCUUUCGUGGACAACCUGCCGGCCGCUCACCACGGGUGGGUUCCACCGGGCUCGUCCGCAGAAACCACGGGCACCACCCAGGACGCGCGGCGACCGCAGCUGCAGACAGCCCUCCAGGAGGUCAACGAGCAAAGAGCUCAUGAAGCCAACGUGUGCAGCUUCCUGAAGCGGAAGACGGAAGAGUUGCAGGCAGAAGGCCAUCGGCUGCAAACGAUGCACAUGGAGUCUGGCUCCAGCUGCCACGCCACCUUGGAGCUCUACCGGCGCCAGGCCUCAGAAGAGGCGGCCGCCUUACGGCUGCGCCGCGCGCAGCAGCAGGCGAAGGUCACGGAGGAGGAGAUGGAACGGAUGGCCUUUGAGCGGAGAAUGGCCUUCCGCCGGAGAAUGGAGCAACGCAAAAAGGGCCCGAACGACGAGACGGGGGCUAUCAGCGCGGUUGCAGUACCGGCUGAGAGCACUGCCGAAACGGCGCAGCGGCAACAGGGCCACAGGGGGUCCGCGCGAGUGUUCUCUCGCGGCGCACGUGGCCGCGCGAUCGACGCACACGACGGCUCAGGAGUUGCCAAUGUCAUGGACAUCUUUCAGCAGGUGCGGACGUUGGUGGGGUUAGUGAGCAAUGCCUGGAGCUGGUCGAUGCGAACGAAUUCCACCUUUCGCCAGGUGAUGCCCGGCCUGGUCCGGGUGCACCCGGGCAUGGGCUCGGAGACCUUCAUCAUGCAGAGCUACUACCUCUCACUCAUCCUGACUAUGGACUUUCCGGGCGACCGCGAUAGCGCCUUCUGCGGGGAGCUGCAGUGGCUGCGGCGCCGGGCAGUGCGUGGCCUCGUGCGGCGCGUGGCCGCGGAGGGAGCCUCGGCGAGGGAAGCUUUGGCCAAGCUCCCCUUUUGGCCACCCUGCACCGUGCUCUUGGCCCCGAAGACGACCUUUCGCGAAGCCCUGGCCAUCGAUGGCACCUGCGUUCUGCUGGGUGGGUCGGGCACCGUGCUGGCGCCGGCGGCACGAACAGUGACCGGUGUCCCUCCACCGCUGCUCUCCUUCGCCGCGGCCGCCGCGCCCGACGCCGCGUCAUACGACGCGCCGCGGACGCUCUGCGACGUCACGGUCGAGGGCCCCGUGGAGGUGUUGGGCGCGGCGACGCUGCGGCGCUGUCGGGUGGUGCCGCCCGCGGCUGUCUGGGGGAAGGUGAGUGCUGGAGUCGCUACAAAAGGCAAAGCCCAACUACGGCUGGAGCACUGCACCUUCCAGGGCUGGAAAUCCGCUGCAGUGUGCUUUCGCGAUGACUCCGAUGUGACCUUGAAGGAGUGUCGCUUCGAGGAGAAUCCAGGCACUUGUAUCUCCGCAAGAAACGCAGCGUCCAUCACAGUCCAGCAGAGCAGCUUGACGAAGAACGGAGGACCAGUGAUUCAGCUCCGGGAUGCCACGCGCCUUCGUCUGAGUGAGAGCCGCUUGGAGUCCAACAAGGGCUGCGGCAUCUUGGUGCGGGGCCAGGCGGAAGCCUUCAUCAAGUCCAGCUGCCUGGAAGGACACAAGAUGUCAGCGGUGGCCUUUCAACAUCAAGCAAAAGGCUCCGUGCUGGAGUGCCGCUUCGAGCGCAACGACGGAGCUGUGGUCCUGGUGAACGGCUCCGCCGAGGUCACCGUGGAGUCCAACGUUUUUGAGAAGAACGGCAAGUCGCCGCCGGUCCUCGAGUUCCACGGCGCCGCAGGUCCAGUGAAGGCGAAGAUUGUGGCCAAGCGAGAGAAGGACGUGAACGGCUUGACGCACCAGCUCUCCUACAUCAGCGGAGCUGAAGGCUCUGACUGGGCCAACCUGGACGAGUCAGCGCAGAUGAUCCGCAAUCGCGCUGGGACGGAGAGGCACUCUCAGAGCGAAGAAAGACGACUUCGGGUUUGGUCAGCCGUUCAAAGGCUCCUCUUCCACUUUGUGGCUUCGUUCAGGCUCUUCUUCCACUUUGGUCAGGCUCUUCUUCCUACCAGGGUCUUUGUGGAAAAGAAAGACCCAAACGCGUAUGGCCUCAUGUAUGGCCUCGCGUAUGGCCUCGGACUCAUCCCGCCAUGGACGCCCUUGGACGCCCCCCCUAAGGGAGACGAAUGUGCCGUACCAGAUCAAGGAGCCCAUGCGCGUUGGACAGCAACACGAUGGGGAGGGCGGCACCUUGUCAGGCGUGAACCUCCAACGUGGGAUCAAGCGCUCAGUGCUCGCGGUCAAAGACACUGCGAAGGCGACGGUGCGGUGCAACCGGAUGAAGGCCAACGAUGGCUAUGGUAUCCUGGUGAGUGA